Polistes canadensis is the source of this 6019-nucleotide messenger RNA. Its product is annotated as amyloid beta A4 precursor protein-binding family B member 1-interacting protein-like. The record is from RefSeq and is a predicted model, not a curated record. The transcript has 9 exons. The coding region runs from base 1278 to 4634 and encodes 1118 amino acids. Lineage: Eukaryota; Metazoa; Arthropoda; Insecta; Hymenoptera; Vespidae. Gene Ontology annotation, biological process: signal transduction.
GUUUUAUCAUACACACAGCAAUUUCGAUCAUGUUUGUUUUUCUCAACGAAACGAUGAAAAGGAAAAAAAUACGUGAGAGUAUAGUCGACGAGGAAAAAAAAAAGGAAAUUGUGAUGUUGUCGAUAAAAGUAUAAAAACAAAAAGAAAAAAAAGAUUUCUAGGCGUCGCAAAAGUGUCGUUUCAUGAAAAAUUGUUCAGAAUUAUUAUACGUGUGUGUGCACGCGCGCGUGUGUAUACGUGGUAUUUGUUAGAAUGAGAACGGGUGAAAGGGGAGGGAUAUAGAGAGAAAGAGAGAUAGAAAGAGAAAAUUUCGAGGCGUCGCUGAGAGAUCCUCGAUCAAAGGACGAGAGAGAAGGAUCUCUCUCCUCCUUCUUGCUGUAGCAGGAAAAAAAGCUGUUGGCUCCUGCGAGAGAGUCGACAGAAUCGAUAGACGCACAUGCGCGCUCAAGGCAGCAGGAGCCGAGUACGCGUUCUAUCCCUCUUUGCAAAAGUGAGAGAGCAAGUGUUAGAGUGAGUGAGUGAGAGAGAGGAUGAGAACGUGUGCGCGCAUACGAACGUCACAAGGAGGGAAUUGAGAAAAUGAGAGAGAGAGAGAGAGAGAGAGAGAAUGAGAGAGAGUAAGAGAGAGGGCGAGGGACAGAACACCGCUCGACUCCACGUUGAAUCCCCUCGCUGAUCAGCAUCCAGUAUCCACUCGUACCACUACGACGGCAAGGAGGAAUCCUCCUCUCCUCGUCGAUCCUUUUCGUGCGUUUGUUGUAACAAGUUUUUUCAGAACAAACGAUUACGAUGAUCGAUUUUUAGAUAAUAAUCUAAAUCACGUAUGCAACUUUAAUCAAAUUGUCUCAUAGAGUUGACAAUCAAAACUUGUUGGAUAAGACAAUUAAAACUGGACAUGUUCUAUGGAAUUUAUAAAGGAGGACAUCCUCGGUUUCAUUAUUUUGCGAUGACGAUUUGUUGUAUUCGUAGGAUAUGAUUGGAUUUUGUUUUUGUGAAAAGUGUUCGGUUUCGUUUGAAUGAUAAGAAGAAGAAGAAGAAGAAUAAGUACGAUGAGGUGGUUUUUUAAAAAUAAUAUCCUCUUAUCCACCGUCAAUGUUGAAGUAAUGGGAGAUACUUCUGUUAACUGCGUCCACGUGACUUUCCGUAAGAUCGAUCGGUAAUACGAUAACAUUGAUAAUAGAGGAGGUAUCUGAGAGGAAGAAGAAAAUGUUAGGUUGUUGUACGAUCAAAGAAUAGCGGAAGUUAACCGAGAUUGGUUUUAACAGCAACGUGCACAGAUGGACAGGCUGUUCCGAUGGAAAAGCCACAAGGCGCACGACCUCGGUCUUGAUAAUGUGAGCUCGGCAACCCUCAGGCCCUUCAACUCGGACAUUAAUACUCCGAGAAUCGACAGCUACAGGUUUUCUAUGGCAAAUCUUGAAGAUUCCCAAGAUGUCGACUUGGAUGCAAUACUCGGUGAACUGUGCGCAUUGGAACGACGUUGCGACGGCGAUAUCGCAGCCACUACUCCAGCUCAGGAUUCUCAGAGACAGAGUCGUCCCAAUAACGGAAGGAUCACUGCUACAGAUAACACGGACAUCGGCAAAAACGAGGGUGGUAUUCGUACGGAUAGUCCAGACAAUGACAGCGCAUUUUCGGACACCGUUUCGAUGUUGUCCAGCGAAAGUUCAGCGAGCAGCAGUGGUUCUGGACACAAACCACCACAAACCGCCAUUCAUACGGCUUCUCAACAGCAACCGCAUCAACAUAUGGAUGCCGCGGGAAGAGCAAAAGCUGAGAAAAUACGACUUGCACUGGAAAAAAUGCGAGAGGCCAGUGUUCAAAAGCUAUUCAUCAAAGCUUUCACAUUAGAUGGCAGUGGGAAAAGUCUCCUAGUAGAUGAAGGAAUGAACGUUGGUCUCGUUACUAGGCUUCUUGCAGAUAAAAAUCACGUGCCAAUGGAUCCAAAGUGGGCAGUUGUCGAACACUUGCCAGACCUUUUUAUGGAACGAGUAUACGAGGAUCACGAGCUAUUGGUAGAAAAUUUGUUACUUUGGACUAGAGACUCCAAAAACAAAUUGCUCUUCGUUGAAAGGCCUGAUAAAAAUCAACUGUUCUUCACUCCUGAAAGAUUCCUGUUAGGUCAUUCGGACAGAUGUUGCAACGAAUACGACGAUCAUUCUCGUAAUAUGCUUUUGGAAGAAUUUUUCACAAGUAUCAACGUUGGCGUUCCUGAGGUUGAGGGACCAUUGUAUUUGAAAUCAGACAGUAAAAAAGGUUGGAAAAAGUAUCAUUUCAUACUUCGUGCAUCUGGACUUUAUUAUUGGCCAAAAGAAAAGGCUCGUACUGCGAGAGAUCUCGUAUGUUUGGCUACAUUUGAUGUAAAUCAAGUUUAUUACGGUGUCGGUUGGAAGAAAAAGUAUAAGGCACCGACAGAUUUUUGUUUCGCUAUUAAACACCCGAGAUUACAGCAACCAAAAUCAACUAAGUUUAUCAAAUUUUUAUGCGCGGAAGAUAAUGCGUCUUUGGAAAGAUGGAUGGUUGGGAUUAGGCUUGCCAAAUACGGUAGACAACUAAUGGGUAACUACAGGGUUGUAAUGGAUGAGAUUGCACAGGAAGACCUCGAUCUAUUGGCACACGCGAGAUCAUGCUCGGUCAGCUCGAUUGCCGUGCCACCUAAUCAAACUCAAUAUAAUACUACCAAUGACAAUGCUAGACAAUUCAUCGAAAAUGCAAGGCACGAGACACAAGCUACGACGAGGCAAUACGAUAGUCAAAGGCAAAGUUACAAUUCGGAACAGAGGCAGAGUUACAAUAACGAUGGAAGGCUUAGCAGAGCCAGUAGUUCCAGUUCCAGCGGUUGUUUGUCCGAUGGAGCACCGAGUAGUUGUGAGGUGGCUUUCGAGUGUGGUGAAUUUCCAACGGGAACGAUUAAGCGAAAACCUUCCAUGAACCCAAAACUUCCUCUAACAUCGAUAACGAGGCAAUUGAAGGAAGUCGGAGAAACGGUACGCGACGAGCCAGAUUCUUGUCCGAGCCCAACCAGCUCCGGUUCGGGUACCCUAACCCGAAGACACAGUCGUAGAAGAAGUGGCACUGAUUCGGACGGAUCAGGUACUUUGAAAAGACAUCAUAGAUCUGGUAAUGCAACCCCAGUUAGUCCUGUACCACCUGGAACGCCGGUGAGGGAAAGGGCCAGCCCUAUGGGAUAUGGGAGAACGGAGAGUCAAGAGUCCAAGACACCGACCAGUCCUAUACAACCGUGUAUGAUGGAUUCUAUCACAUCUCUGCCACCUCCACCGUCCCCAUCGAGAGUCGCCGAAGAAGGGGAAUCCGAUAGCGAACCAUUACCACCACCACCCCCAGAAAUGUUUCGUUCGAAUCUCUCUCUGGAUUCUUUACCACCACCACCAGGACUGGGCGAACUUCCAGUAUGCAACACGCCAGAGUUGACUGGUUCUUCGUUGAGUCUUGCUUCCUUACCACCACCACCGAGUCCACUUGUUGGUGAGACCGGUACGAUACGUCGCGCGAGACCAAAAACAUCGAGUAGUCCGUCGAAUUCGAUGACUCCCGAAAACACGCCCACGCAUACUGCGUCAAGACCAUCUAACAGUAGCAAUCAAAUAUAUACAAGCAUCCCACAAAAUACUUCUUCUGCCCUACAAAACAGUCAGAAUUAUGAAAGCGGCAGUAAUGCGACAGGUGCAUCAGCAAACUCGUCGGCUUCUCCACACAGUUCCUAUCCUGGCUCGAGUGCCAGCACACCGACUUACGCACCAAGUUCGCCGAGUUUCACGUCACCGCCACCCUUCGUCCCACCCCCAGCUUACGGUACACAAACACAACACGUUGGGACGCAAAGUUUGACACGACAGAAUUCGAAAUCCGAGUCGAUUUACGGGAGUAGUCACCAGAGCGGGCACAAUACCGUACCUAAUCCGAUCAGGCCGAAUCCGAACAUGGACACGGUCAGAAGGAGUGCAAUGAAACAGGGUACGAGUCAUUACGCUGCCCCGCCCUAUCUCGCCGAGUUGAAAGCUGCGUCGAGUCCUCAACCGCAACGUCGAGUGACCAUUCAAGAACCACCGACGUCACCCAAGUCAAAAACUGGCACGGGUAAAAAGAUCUCGUUCAAUUUACCAGCUCAACAAGAGCCCGGUAGUCCAGCGUUACCGCUAAGAAAACCGAUGCCACCGAGAAGAUCCGAUAGUACGCGAUUGACGUCCCCUAAAAAAUUAGCCGCAUCUGAUCAAGCACCGCCAGGUGACUUUUUGAAGGAUCUCCAACGAGUCAUGAGAAAGAAAUGGCAGGUUGCACAAAAGUGUAAACUCGACUCGACCACAACUCCGCACGAAGUCUUAGGUUUCCGAGAUCCACCACCAGCCGUUGCUGAUUACAGAGAAACCAACGUAUCCAAUUGGGUACAGGAACACUACGGAGUUGACAAUCUCUACGAAAAUGUCUACACGACGGAUCCCCAUGCACCCCUCGAAUACGCGUCGAGUCCUGCUCGUCAAGCAACCGUCAGAUUCGCCGAUGAAAAUCGUAGCAUUAAUAUCGUCAAUGCCAUUGCUAGUAAAAGGAGACCACCACCACCUCCACCCAAAAGGGCAGAAACCACGCAUUUGACCACGACUAGGGCGAUGCACUGACAAUAGCAGAUAAUACAACCUCAUCCAGAGAGGCGAUGGUAUUGCUGCUUGUGCGGCUGGUGGAAGGAUUAAAAAAAGGACAAAUUUUUGUAGAUUCUUCCAUCUUUCAUUUUUUCAUUCGUGGUAUCAUCCUGCACAACGUUUAACAACGUUCGUUGUUGCUUCGCCUCGCUGAACAUAAUUUGUUUAAUCUAAUGGGAAAUAUUCUUCAAGCUUAGCUUCGUUGGUCCUUGUCAAAUACGUUUCACGAUAGCAAUGUGCUGCCGAUAAAGAUUUUCUUUUCUCAGAAUAACAUGACGCUGAUUCCAACGACUUGGACGAUACGAGCAUAAUAAUUCCUACUUUGAUAUCGUAAAAAUAUUUGAUGUCAAUUAUCUCAAAGCGCCAGGAUCAAACUAAAGUCCAAUUAUGACACGCGUUAUUUAUUCGUUCCAAUUUUUCGUGAUGUCGUCCUGCUUGAUAAACUUUUAUGUUUAUCCUUUGAUACAAUUUUUGAAACUAGUUCGGUGGAGCACAAAAAGAAAAAAGAAAAGGAAAAAAAAGGAAAAUGCUGAUCACUGCCGAAAAACCUCAUUUAUGAAAAAGAGAAUUAUAAAAAUGAUGUCGUGCUUUAAAUGCUCCCCCAUUUCAAGGUCAUUACUUGACACGUAGAUGAAACAGUGCUGUACUGUGUUUAACUGCAUUUAAACUGCGUUUAAGGAUGUGAUAUACGUAAAAUAUCAAGCUUGGAUCCUGCCUGUUUGCUAAAAGUAAAAAAGAAAAACGAAAAAAAGUAAAAAAGACUAUACUCGUAUAGUAGAAAUAAAAGGAAGAGUCUUAGCCGAAAUAAUAUUUUGCGAGAUUCUAAUAUCUAAUGCUAAUGUGCAUCGUUUCGCUUGAUAUAAAACAAAAAAUAUUAGACAAAAAAAAAGGGUUCGGUGUUUAAUCUCGCAAUUCCGAAUCAUUUAUUAUAUAUGUUUUUUGGUUCUUAUAUUUUUUGGUUCUUAUGUUUCUUAUUUUAUUUUGAUAACCAAGGUGCUUUACAAUGCAGUUAGUAAAAGAUACUGAAAAAAAUAAAAGAAAUUAAUAACGUGGGAAAAUAAAUAAAAAUUGAUAGAACAGUUAGUGCGACGUUGUGUAACGUUGACAGCGCUUAAUUAAUUAAUGAAAUCGAUUGAUUGAUUGAUUGAUUGAUUGACAGAUAAAUGAUCCUUUAUACAUACAUAGGUAAUAUAACGUGUAUAUAGAAACUAAUACAUAUGUGUGUUUAUAUUCGAUAUAAUUGACAAUGAUGCUGUGUAUGUUAGGUAUACCGUAUCCCUUUCGAAAUACGUUCUUAAUGAAUAACGUGGACACGAUUGGAUUAGGAAUAAAAUUUUAAACAAAUAAAAUAAAAGGAAAUAUAA